GCAGAAGCGAUGAUGUAGUUUGGAGCUGAGCUGGUAGCAGAGAGGCGGUCAGUUUGGUAUGAGAUAUCGACCUCCAGUAAUGACAGGCGGCAAUGCGGCCGUGGCUUGUUGCUCCCUCUUGUUCUGGGCUAUCGCGUGUAUUGUAGCUGCGCCCCAGAUGACGGCUGAAUCAUAUCGUGUUGGAACCGCUGUAGGAAAAAGUGAACCUCGCUCUUCCAAGAGCGCUCUUAACGGCAGUGAAAGUGCAUUUAAUCUGCUGCUUAUAGGAGGGACCAGUGCUGUUGUGGAGUGUCAUAGUGUGCUGCAGCUGAAUGGAUCCCAGUGGUGUUCAUUUGUGAAAACAACAGAAGACUGCAAACUGGACAGUGGCUUUAUUGACUACCUCCAGGGGGCCAUCUGUGGGUUUCGCCACAACCUGCUACCAUUGGCUGUUUUUUUGUUACCAGAAGGAGCGGUGCUCAAAGAUGGAGUGGUGUUCAUUGGGGAAAUGAGCGCUCAGGCGAACGGCAACUGGACGUGUGAAGCCACCAACGCAAUUGGGACAGGAGUGGGCCGAUUGGAAGUUUUGCUGAGACCGAGCGAUGCAG
Messenger RNA from Chiloscyllium plagiosum (whitespotted bambooshark), 587 nucleotides. The record is from RefSeq and is a predicted model, not a curated record. Lineage: Eukaryota; Metazoa; Chordata; Chondrichthyes; Orectolobiformes; Hemiscylliidae.